AUGAAAAGACAACUAACAGAAGCAGAGCGUGAGCGGAUUGAGAAAAAUAGGCGGGAAGCUCUCAUGCGUCGUCGACGCGCUAUGGAGUCUGAAAAAAACAACGGAAGUAUGCGUUCGCAAACGAGCAACGCUGUUGUGGAUCAAGGUCAGAGGAGAGAAUUGGCAGGGGCAAAUCGUGAGCGUAUGGAAAGGAAUAGGCAAGAACCUCUUGAUCGUGGACAGCUUUCAACUGGUGUUGCGGGGAAUAGUCAAAGUUUGCCCCAACAGACAAAUACGGCCUUUGGCAAUCGAUGUCAAAGGAAUCUGCCAAGGACUACAUCAGCUUCUUCAGGCCUUUUGUCCCAAAUUCUGCGAGGUAGUGCAUCCAAAAGUACCAACGUGAACACUAACCCUGUAGCACAAAAACGAUCUACACCCAUGCUGACGGCACCUUCGACGACUGCGCAGAAUGUUGUGCGACCAGCGAGGAUGCCUUCGUUUGGAAGAAAGUCCAAACUGCGUGCUGUUUGCGUUCUCGUCAGCAGAGAGGAGUUUGAGGUGCGGGCUAGGUACCAUGAGGGUCUUGUGUUAGUCUUCAAAAGCAUGCCAACUCGCAUCUAUGUACGCAAGGCCUUCGCUAUUGACGAUAUUCAACUGGUUGGUCUCUCCAGUGCAGUCGUGACGGUAUUUAAGGAAAAGAUAGAUUCAGUGAAAUCAACCUCAGGGCAAAAUGAAAUACGUCUGGAAGACUGGAUACCUCGACAUCUUAUUGAUUCUCUGAUGGACUUUCAAAGAGAGGGUGUAAGAUUCGCUUUGAAGCACGAGGGCCGCGUCCUCCUCGCCGACGACAUGGGACUGGGCAAAACAGUGCAGGCACUCGCUGUAGCCGCAGCCUAUCGAUCCGAAUGGCCUCUUCUUGUCGUGGCGCCCUUGUCAUUGCGUUGGGCUUGGCGCGAGGCCGCUUUGCGCUGGCUCGGCCCCCCUCCACUCAGUCUCUCCCGCGCCGAUAUUCACGUCGUCGCCUCACUUACCGAUGCCCUCGACUCCAUCCAGCAUCAACAACACCGCAAACUUGUCACCAUUUUCACCUACGAUCUACUCUCUCGCUAUGCCGAGAGUUUGGGUCGAACGGUUUCAUCGUUCGAGGUUGUCAUUAUGGAUGAAUCACACCAUCUGAAGAACCUCAGAACAUCUCGCACCAAAUCGGCGCUCCCCAUUUUGCAGGCCGCAAAGCGGGUUAUCCUGCUGACGGGCACACCCGCCCUGUCCCGCCCCUUGGAGCUCUACCCGCAGAUUAUUGGCAUUCGACCUAACCUCUUUCGUGGUGGAUUUCACGAAUUCGGUCUGCGCUACUGUGCUGCGAAGGAAAGGACGUGGGGUUGGGACUACUCGGGUUGUUCCAACCUGCAAGAACUUCACAUCCUUCUUCAGGAGACUAUUAUGAUACGUCGUGUGAAGAGCGAGGUUUUGGGGCAGUUGCCUCCCAAAUUCCGCCAGGUUGUGAUCCUUGACCCAGACCUGGUGAAGAAGACUCCUAAUGGGAAGAACCAGCGCCUGGAGAAUUUAGCCUCGCUAGAUUUGAAUGGAGUGGAGAAGCACGGAGAAAUGUUGCGCUUUUUCAUGCAAACCUGUCAAGCCAAGAUUCCGGCUGUGAGUCAGUACAUUACGGACUUGCUUGAGGAAGAUAGGAAAUUUAUUCUCUACGCUCACCAUCAGGAGAUGCUUGACGCCAUAACUCGUGUGAUGGAGUCAAAGGUGUGUUUCGUAUUUUCGAUUCCCUCGGUAUUGUUCACUAUUGCAUACGGCCUCACCACACAUCUCUCUUCACAGCACAUCGAGUAUAUACGCAUCGAUGGCAAGACACCAUCUGAACAGCGUCGUGCCUCCUGCGAGCGCUUUCAGAACCAGUCUGCCUGUAGAGUGGCCCUCCUCUCAAUCACAACAGCGAGCACAGGUUUAAAUUUGACCGCGGCAAAUCUGGUGGUGUUUGCGGAGCUCUUCUGGAACCCCGGAGUGCUGGUUCAAGCCGAGGAUCGAGCACAUCGUAUUGGACAGCAGGAUCCUGUGAACAUCCACUACCUCUUGGCUAGCGGCACAGUUGAUGACCAGCUUUGGGCUCUUGUGAAGAACAAGUUGGAAGUCUUGAGUCAAGUGGGCUUAAAUCAGGAGUCGUUUGACGAUGUCGAUCUCAGUCGGGCUAAGCCCCUAGCGUCUAGUCUGGCCUCAAAAAUCGACCAAUUUUUCACCUCCAUGAACGACUCCACAACUGCUUCGCAGUCGAUAAAGGAGAAUUUGCAGCCAGAAGAGGAAAUUAAGUCGUCAGAUGCUACACCCCAGAAGGAUGAAAAGGCUAGUGAAAAUGAAUUAUCGAGUGCUCAAAAGAAACCUCGGAUUUCCUCCCUCCUUCCGCCUGUUUCAUCGCCACCCUCCUGCGCUGAUGACGGCUGUGGCGGAGGAAGAGGUAGCCAGAUUCUCGUUCCAGACUCACCACUCCUCCUCACUUUGGAGACCACAGAGUCCCUUGAAGACGGCGCAGAUGAGCUUCUGCGCAAUGUCUUAGAGGCAGCUGUCUUGGGUGAAUCCUUUGAAUUAUGA
Molecule: messenger RNA, 2574 nt
Organism: Echinococcus granulosus
Lineage: Eukaryota; Metazoa; Platyhelminthes; Cestoda; Cyclophyllidea; Taeniidae
Product: SWI/SNF-related matrix-associated actin-dependent regulator of chromatin subfamily A-like protein
Exons: 14
Coding region: 1-2574 (857 amino acids)
Biological process (GO): DNA repair; replication fork processing
Cellular component (GO): nuclear replication fork
Molecular function (GO): ATP-dependent chromatin remodeler activity; ATP binding
Source: RefSeq, a predicted model, not a curated record